AAAGGCCUUUAUCGGUUCGCCUUCGGAAUGUAAACUAUUCAACAUGGAGACCGCGGUCAACAAGCUGGCAGCGAUGUUCCAGAAGGCACAGUCUGAUCUGGAUUAUAUCGAACACAAACUAGAGUUUGAAAUGCUGAAAAAUCUUCCACAAUGCACUGCACCACAGGAAAAUCCAAUAAAACUUCUGGAGCAACUGAGGGUAAUAAAAUCCCGGUAUCGUGAUUUAUGUGCAGAAGCAGAUCAGAUUGCCAUAGAGCGUAAAGAAUCAGUAGACUUCAUUCGCACUCAACUUGCCGCUACAUUGCAGUUAGUACAGAAGCUGCAGGACCAAAGUGACCUAAAGUCUUGUCCCUUGACAGAAGAUGAGCAAUGGGCAGUGCAGAAGAUUAUGAAGUCUGAGAUUUUGGCUGGAGUAGACCCAUGUGAGAAACCCUGUGCAGAGCCUCAAGCGCCACAGCAGGAGGAAGCUGAGUUUGAACCAAUCACUGAAGAGAUGUUCACAUCUGUGCCGAAAAAUGUAAGACAGACUGUAAAACUUGCCAGCUUGAAUACAUUGUACAAAAAGCUCUUUGACCACUUCAUAAAAAAUAAUAACAGUGCGGUGCUGACUGUGAUGCAGAUGAUGAAGCUCGACAUGAAAGUCAUCGAAGCAGAGUUAAAAACACUUAAAGCUCUGGAGCUCAUUCAACUGGAUAAAAAAGGACGUGUCCGCCUCUCCCUGCAACAUUCCUAGAUCUACUAGAAUUUGUACUUGUGUAAAUUCAGGUGCAGAUUUUUAAUCCUCCGAUUAGACAAUUGAAAAUUGGCUGCAAGAACUUGAGAUACUUUUACCUUUUGAAGUAAAAUCAGGAUCUCGGAUGCAGUUUCUGGUGCGUGACCUCUGCAUCGGGAGCUGGUCUUCAAAGUAUGUUGGAAUUGAUGUUUGAUAUAGACUAUACGUGGAACAACUGAACUGAUUUUAUAAAGUCCACUUUAGUGAGGCAGAGGAAUCAUGUGUUCAUGAUUUGUUCGCAUUCCAAUGCUUAUGCUUCCUGGAAUCUGUUGUUUGUAUUGGGAAACCCUGGGGGGGAAACCUGUCUGUGCUUGUCCAGGUGAUGCAUAUUAUCCCAAUGUUUCGAUCAUAACUUUAUUCCAAAUGAGUUGGAAUAAAAUGCCUGACUUGGAAUUUGACGAUUAUUCUGCCAAAUGAGGAUGGAAGGGUGCAUUGUCGGGUAGAGACAUUUACUUUAUAAAAUGAAAAGGUUCACCAAGUUUCAGUAAAAUGUAUCUUUGUAAAUACGGUUUAAUGUUUUUGGUAUCCUUUAACUGACUCUCUGCUAUUUAAUGUUUUACCAUAUAUACUGUUCUUCUUUGACAGUUAUAUUUGGAGUGGUUAUUGCAUUCUACUGCUUUAAUUUCAAGCAUUUAUUUCAUAUACAGAGUAGUAGUUAAUGGGAGAGAUUUUUAUUGUCGAUUUUGGGUACACUGUCCCAGGUUUCCAUUUUUACGGUGUCAGUUUAUCACACUGGAAAAUCAGAACUUGAUUUAAGAUAACCACAGUAUUGUAACGAAAGGUAUCAAAAUCACAAGACGAAAAAAAAAACAAUGACUAAAAGUGGAUAGAGAAUCUAGUUCUAUGUACAUAGAAAUGAAUGUAUGUAUGUAUGUGAGACUUUUGAAUGUAAUAUUAUAGAACAUUUGUGUCUGUCCAUAAGGUGAAGAUUCAUCCUGGGGACGUCCUGUAAUAAAGAUCAUGGUUUUAAAUAUUUUUAUUAAAAGAUUCUGUUUGCUGCAUGGAAGACUAGCAUUAGCCUUCCACAGAAUGGUUUAAUCUCAAGUUGGAGGAAACAAAUUGUGAAUGCUCCAGUGAAAUUUGCCGUGUUUCAACUACCACAACCAGAGUAAAUUUGAAUAUUUUGAGGAGGGAAGUUACCUUCAUCUCGUCCUGGGUAGCCGCGCACCCGGAACGACACCCUGGUAGGUCUGACAUGCUCCACGGGCCUUCCAGGGGACUGCAGAAAGGCCGGGCGGUGAGGCCUGUCUGGGCUGGAUCCUCUGAGGUGGUGGCGGUAGGGCCUCGCAGUCGAUGAGUGUGAGGGGGGGAGGGGAAGACAAUGGGGAACCAGUGUAGGGGAACCCGCUGCGAGGGACGGUGGGAGAACAAGGGGACCCGGUGUGGGGGAGGAGGCACUCCAGGUUAGAAUUCUCUGCCAUGGGGAUAAAUCUGCAUUUGUUCUGGCAAAGAUGCUGUGCACACAGCAGCUAGCCAACAGUCAUUUGUCUCUUUUUUGUUUUCACUUUUAAUUUCAAGUUUUUGUGUACAUUGUUUGUUGUGACUGUUGGCAGACUAAUUUCCCACCGGGGAUGUAAAGUUUUAUCGUGUUGUUAAAAGGUUUUUAUGUGUGCCAAUAACCAAUUAAAAUGAGACUAUAGACUAGUAGUAAAAACAUAUCACUGAGUAAGGAAACAUGCAGGCAGGUGAGGAUGAUUCAGUUAAUGCACUGUUUUGCCUUUGGAAUAAUUCACAUGUAGUUCAACUCCAUUUCCAAUGCUCAAAAAUAUUAGUUGAUCUUGCUUUCCAUAUAGUAUUUUUUAUUAUCUUUAUCGUGAUACAAUGUGUAACAUGCUUUGUGGUGAAUAAAGGUGUGAUACUAGAUGCUCCAAAACAUUUAGUACAGUAUUUAUUAUAUUUGGAAAUAAAUCCAAUUUGGGGUAACGUUCCUGUCGAAGGUUUAGGGUGUCGACUCAUUGAAUUCUGAAGAAUUUAUCCUCUUAAGCUAAGAUUUCUCCCCAUGGAAUUGGACUUCCAAGUUCUGCCUCAUUCCAAGACGAUGACCCUACCAAGAAGAAAAAUGAAUUGGAAAAUUAAAUAAAAUGCUGGCAAUCCAGUUCCCUCCUUUCAAUUUGCCCUUUUUUUAAAUUGUUUGGAGAAAAGUCGUCAUCCAUUGUAUGAGUGUCAAGAAAACAGGUGAUCAGUUUGCCAAUUCACUUUUAGUUCACUGGACCAGUGACAGUUAAUUUGACAUAAUACUAAAAGACCUGGCUCUGAAUGUUUUCCUUAAAAUUAAGAUUUUAUUUUUUGAUUGGUGCCUUUUUGUUGCAGUCAUUCCAUGUAGCAAUUACAUUGGCACCUUAUUGUCACAUGGAAUCACAAAGUUUGUGGUGCUGCAUCUGGUGUACAAAUUGUUCAUGUAGACCCUUUUAAAAUGUUAACAUUAAGAGCUAUAGCACUUGAGUACUUUUCUGUUACUGCAGUUUUUCAAUCAUGGAGUUGGAGACACUUUCACCUAACAAAGCCAAAAAGUUAAGAAAUGAAAAUAUAAGGUAUUCAAUGAGAGUGAUACCUGUGAGGCUGUGUCCAGUUUGCUCUCUGGAUUGGCUUUUUAUUGGAAAUCUCCUCACUUGUGCAACCUGUAGGUAUAGAUAGAAAGAUAUUGUAAAGCUGCACAUCUUUUCAACGUGUACUACAGUACUCUUCCCAGUUUUUUCCCUCCAUUCCCAUACAUUGGACUAAUCUGCAGUGCCAUGAACUUGGCUACAGCUGCCUUCCCCUGAUGAACAACCCCCCCCCCCCCAUCCCCAAUGAUGUCCAGAGGGAAAUGGCCACAGGAAAUUCCUGCGUAUCCUUGUGCCAGAUGGCCAUCUAUUUCUGUCCUACUGGGUCACACUUUACCUAUGGUGGGAUUACCUUUGUAAAUGGGUUGUCUAUAUACAUCCCGGCACUACAAAUAUGCCUAAAUCUAUCCACAGCUCUAGCACUGUAGUGCGUUUUACUAGUAGUUGUAUCUAGAUGUUUUUCUUGCAUGCAUAAUUUGUUGAAGUAUCCCAAAGUUUUCUCCUCUCCCUUAUGGACUGUUCAAAUAAAGGGACAGUAGAUUUUGGAUCUAAUCUAAUGGAUUCUAACAAAUUAGUAAAUGAUAAUUUGUUGAAAUAAAAUUUUGUGAGCAUCACAUUAGCAGAAAGUUUGUUAAUAGAGCUCAAUAAGUAAGAUGACAACAAAAUUCUACUUGGCAGAUACAAAUUAAUUCAUGAAAAAUUAGUAAGGAAGUAAAAUUGAGCUUUGGAGAAAGAAAAGGGUUAUGGUCAGUGGGAACCUCUAAUGACUUUUUCAUAGCAACUGCUACUAUUUACGAAACUGAUAUUGAUUUCUGUGUUGAGCCCGAUUUAGAUUUAAAACAGCCCUGAUCUUUCUCUUAAGUAUUUAAUUCUUGAAAGAAUAAUUAUCUGAAUAGGGAGUAUCCCGCUUGUUUUUUAAAUUUAUUCUUACCUGCAACGGCAGUGGACACACUUGUCGCUGAUGUUUUGCUUCCUGAGUCUUCUGUCACUUCUCCCUGUGUUUUUAUAGUGUUGAUUUGGUUUGUAGUGCUGUUGUUUUCUUUCUUUUGUAACAUACUGUCAAUGCAGACAUUAAUAAAUGAGUUUAUUGUGAACAUCGAA
This is a messenger RNA of Amblyraja radiata (thorny skate), 4416 nucleotides long. RefSeq names its product spindle and kinetochore associated complex subunit 2 (gene ska2). Bases 44 to 733 code for a protein of 229 amino acids. The transcript is spliced from 7 exons. Gene Ontology annotation, biological process: chromosome segregation; cell division; mitotic cell cycle. Lineage: Eukaryota; Metazoa; Chordata; Chondrichthyes; Rajiformes; Rajidae. Gene Ontology annotation, molecular function: microtubule binding. The record is from RefSeq and is a predicted model, not a curated record. Gene Ontology annotation, cellular component: outer kinetochore; spindle microtubule.